Messenger RNA from Coccidioides immitis RS, 1954 nucleotides. RefSeq lists its product as uncharacterized. NCBI's taxonomy places the organism in Eukaryota, Fungi, Ascomycota, Eurotiomycetes, Onygenales, Onygenaceae. The record is from RefSeq and is a predicted model, not a curated record. The transcript has 3 exons. The coding region runs from base 668 to 1045 and encodes 125 amino acids.
GGACGCUACAAUACGAAACUGGUCACUGAACAGCGCCAAAGACCAUGUUUGGUUCAUUAUGUUCUAGUAAAUUCACUUUGCCAAUUUCACUUUGCUCUCAGACUCCUGGCAGCACACUGUCACUACAGCCUCUUUCAUUCAACGCCAAUGGCCUUCCAUUUCAUGCUGUAUACUCUUGCAACUAAAUGACUGCCGCCUUUGCUUCACGCACCACAAGUGAAAGGUGCAUGCAAGCACUAUGGUCGGAGUCCUUGCUUAUAAAAUGACCCCCCAUCUACCUGCUUCUUAUUUUUCUUUUUCCAUUGCACCAUUCUACUGUGUCCAAGCUCCUUAUAUAAAAGUGACUUAGAGAGCUGUACACCCAGUUUCUACAUUCCUCUCUGCGCAUCCACUUUCAAAAUCAAGGGGGGUUGCACACCCAUCUAUCGCCCUCGAAACCCAGGGGUUUGGCGAACCCGAAAGUGAACGAGUAGAAUGAAUAUCUCAUUCUCAUUUACCAGCUGAGUACAUCUCCGCCUACAAUAGACAGUAACCUCGUUGCGAUCCUCUUUAAACCCGGAUAUCUAUUCGCUCCGACUCCUUCGAAAAGGCUUUUCACGCUAUACUCGUGGAAUCACAACUGAAGAAAAGAACCAAAUCAUCCUGAUACCUGAAAACCUUCCACCUUAUGGGCGCAAGAACUUGCCUGGAUGUCAGCGUGGUCACUCACACGGGUAUACAACUGGCUCUCCCGACGCGGCCAAGGCCCCUACAAAGAAGGAGGUUUCACGAUGCUCGACAAAGACGACCGAAUCUAUUGGAAGAACAGAACGCGAUACGAAACCUUACUUUUGACGAAAUGAGGGUUUCACCUGCGAUGCAUUCGAAACAGUCUAGGAUGGACGAGAGUGGAUUCGGGACUCUAGAGACCGCAAAUAUCUAUAAAAUGAAAAGCAUUCGAACCCUCACCACCUAUUUUCUAUAUAAUUCCAUAAUGAGCUCUACUUUGUCAUUGAAUAUCUCCAAUGGGCCAAGGCCCUAUUAUCAAUUGGAGGUUUCGGGGUGAACUUCCCUUACAUCCUUGCUGAGCGGCAGAGGCAAGUGUUCAUGUCUCUGGCAUCGCUCAAGGAGGAUGAUGCCUGCACUAUCUCUGGGCUUUUCACCAGAGAACUAUUUUUGGGCCUUGGCUACCCUCGACUAACUAUGAUUUGAGCACCUAGGGCUUAAAGAGUCCUUACUCUUAGCUUAUGAAUAACAAUAUAUAUUUUAUUAGCAAACUACAGCUAAGGGCAUAUUUCUUCUUAACGUCACUUUGCCAGGCAGUAUCCGACAGCUGCAGAAGAACUUUGCAUCACUGUUUAAAAAGUUAUUUCGCACAUAUCCUAUCCACCACGGCCAUCAUUUCAUCGUGUUUGAUACCCGCGUAUCGGUUGGCCGUAACCAUCGCUGAUAGAACAAAAAAAUUCUACAGCGACUCGGUGGAACUUCAUGCCUUAAUUGGCAAAUAUGUGAUGACUUGGAAUCGAUCACUGAAUCACUGAAUAAUAACAGGCAGAUGGACAUCAUUCUUGACCAGCAGCAAACUAACAAGUCAUACUAUUCCUCAUGAUGAGGAAGAUGCUCUUCCGUGUUCCGUCUGCGUAUACUCGAUGUUGACGGACCGUUUAGACGAAUCCGAGCCAUGUAUAUGGGACGCCAGUAAAGAAUCGUGUGCGCAUUGCUUAGAACGUCAGACUCGUACCUGUCGUGAUGUACGUGUGGUCGAAAGAAAUAACGACGCUCGCAUCCAGACGGAGUAGAAGGAAGAGAAGAAGGAAGAGGGCGAAGAACUCUCUAUUUAUACCCACGCCGCAACGUACUAAAAUCGCUAGUCCCACGAUUUGUUGAUAGACAACGUGACAACGGACAACUAACAAGUCAUACAAUGAUGACAUGAAAUAGCAUAAAUUAUACCAAAUAUAAUUAAUAUAUAAUC